Molecule: messenger RNA, 402 nt
Organism: Beta vulgaris subsp. vulgaris (sugar beet)
Lineage: Eukaryota; Viridiplantae; Streptophyta; Magnoliopsida; Caryophyllales; Amaranthaceae
Exons: 1
Coding region: 1-402 (133 amino acids)
Source: RefSeq, a predicted model, not a curated record
AUGGAGUAUCUCUCUGCUUGGGCCAUCAAGGAGAUCAAUUUGGAUUUUGAAGCGGCUAGUGAAGUGCGACUUCUUCAAUGGAAUGAGUUAGAUGAGCUUCGACUUGAGGCUUACGAGAAUCAUAGGCUCUACAAAGAGCAAACGAAGAAGUUUCAUGAUAAGAUGAUCCAAAAGCGAGAACUUAAUGUUGGUGACAAGGUCUUACACUACAAUUUUAGACUUCGGCCUUUUCCUGGAAAGUUUAAGUCACGAUGGUCCAGACCUUUUGUAGUCAAUGAUGUGAAAGAACAUGGAGCUAUUGAAGUUAUUAAUGAGAAUGGAGCCAAAUUCAAAGUAAAUGGUCAACGUUUGAAGCUCUACACCACCGUUCUUUGGAAAAUUGGAGACAAUCUACCUCACUGA